AUGUUCUCACCCCUAACUGUGGUGAGCUCAGGGUUGGGCAGGAGAAGCUUGGAGGUCCAGCCAAUGGAUGGUGAACUUGAAUUGGAAUCUCCCAUCCAACUCCUUGUGCUCAAUGAGAAGGUUGGUCUUGCAAAACUUGAUGUCCAUCCAACCUGGUUCAGUGGCUCUCUAUCAGUUGGGUUCACUCCAGCAGCACACAAGAUAGGUAGGAGAUGGUCAAGGAAGGCAUCAAGUUCCCUGUGUCAGAUCUAUCUCCCCUUGAUCCUCUUGCCAUCCUUGUGCGUGAGAGAAUGGGCUUGA
Messenger RNA from Microthlaspi erraticum, 300 nucleotides. Lineage: Eukaryota; Viridiplantae; Streptophyta; Magnoliopsida; Brassicales; Brassicaceae. The record is from the annotation of a GenBank genome assembly.